Messenger RNA from Serinus canaria (Common canary), 1014 nucleotides. It is a transcript of the gene NEUROD6, whose product is annotated as neuronal differentiation 6. Bases 1 to 1014 code for a protein of 337 amino acids. Lineage: Eukaryota; Metazoa; Chordata; Aves; Passeriformes; Fringillidae. The record is from RefSeq and is a predicted model, not a curated record. Gene Ontology annotation, molecular function: protein dimerization activity. The transcript has a single exon. Gene Ontology annotation, biological process: nervous system development; regulation of DNA-templated transcription.
AUGUUAACACUACCAUUUGAUGAGUCUGUUGUAAUGCCAGAAUCCCAGAUGUGUAGAAAGUUUCCCAGAGAAAGUGAUGACCAAAAGCAAAUGAAGAACACAGAAAGCUUUUCAAAGCAGAUCAUCCUCCGAGGAAAGAAUAUUAAAAGAUCUCCUGGAGAAGAAACAGAAAAAGAAGAGGAGGAGGAAGAGAGAGAAGAGGAGGAUGAGAAUGGCUUGCCAAGGCGAAGGGGCCUUAGGAAAAAAAAGACAAGCAAGAUAAGGAUGGAAAGAAUUAAAUUCAGGCGUCAAGAAGCCAAUGCAAGAGAGAGGAACCGUAUGCAUGGCCUUAACGAUGCUCUGGACAAUUUAAGGAAAGUUGUCCCUUGUUAUUCUAAAACACAAAAACUGUCUAAAAUAGAAACUUUAAGACUAGCUAAGAACUAUAUUUGGGCUCUUUCUGAAAUACUGCGAAUUGGGAAGAGACCUGACCUGCUCACCUUUGUCCAAAACUUGUGCAAGGGUCUGUCCCAACCAACUACAAACUUGGUGGCAGGGUGCCUGCAGCUGAAUGCCAGAAGUUUCCUAAUGGGCCAGGCAGCUGAAGGUGCCCAUCAUACCCGCACACCCUACUCCACCUUCUAUCCUCCCUACCACAGUCCGGAGCUUGGCACCCCCGCAGGGCAUGGGACUCUUGACAGCUCUAAGUCCAUGAAACCAUACAAUUACUGCAGCGCUUAUGAGUCCUUCUAUGAAAGCACUUCCCCUGAGUGCGCCAGUCCACAGUUUGAAGGUCCCUUAAGUCCUCCCCCAAUUAACUAUAAUGGGAUAUUUUCCCUGAAGCAAGAGGAAAGCUUGGACUAUGGCAAAAAUUACAAUUAUGGCAUGCAUUACUGUGCAGUGCCACCCAGGGGUCCCCUUGGGCAGAGCUCGAUGUUCAGGUUGCCUACAGAGAGUCACUUCCCUUAUGACUUACAUCUGCGCAGCCAGUCUCUCACCAUGCAAGAUGAAUUGAAUGCAGUUUUUCAUAAUUAA